Messenger RNA from Lytechinus pictus (painted urchin), 5239 nucleotides. RefSeq names its product synergin gamma-like. Lineage: Eukaryota; Metazoa; Echinodermata; Echinoidea; Temnopleuroida; Toxopneustidae. The transcript is spliced from 10 exons. Gene Ontology annotation, cellular component: clathrin coat of trans-Golgi network vesicle. Bases 1 to 2004 code for a protein of 667 amino acids. The record is from RefSeq and is a predicted model, not a curated record. Gene Ontology annotation, molecular function: protein binding.
AUGCCUGCUUCGACAUCAAGUAAAACCAUCGAUAUAAAGCCUCCCUACGGCUCACUGCCUGGAGGGAACUAUCGUGUUCCGGGACCUGGUGGAAUGUCUAAUGUCCAGGGACAGUUCACAGUCAGUACACCACAGCAGCAACAACAACAGCAGAGCUUUCAAAUGAUGCACCAACAACAAUUACCUAACCCACCUCAAACUCAGCCACAGACUGGAAGAAUAGCUCCUCAGGUUUAUUCAAAUCAACCGGGAGGAAGAAUUUAUCCUACACCUGGAUAUAAUCAGAUGUUAAUGCAGCCAGGUCAGUUCAUUGGUCAAGCUUGCUCUGGGGUAUUGCAGCCGGGUAUUAAUCAAGGAUUUGGACAGCAAGCAGGGAUCAUUCGUGGUAUGGCACCAUAUAUCCAAGCUCAACAGAAUCUAACACCAGAACAACAAAAGAAAUAUGCAGAGAAACAAAAGAAGCUUCUAGAAGAACAAAGGAAGAAAGAGGAUCAGGAGAGGAAAGAACGUUAUAGAGAAGAACAGAAGAGAAAAUUGAAAGAAUUUUCAUCAGGCGGCAGAUCUUCUAUUGGAUCUAAGAGCCUUGAUAUGGGAGAUCUAUUGUCAAAGAGUUUAAUGACAUCACAACAAACCAGCAUUGUUCAAACUCAAGGAAUGCACUAUCAACAUGGUAUGUCUUUGCAAUCAGUUAGUUUUAUACCGCAAGGUCAAGUGACUCCUGGGCUAGGUGUUGCCCAACAACAGACUUCUUCAGUAACAAUGACACAUUCUCAGAGUAUGGAUGGUGGAUUUAGUGGUUUUCAGAAGGCUGUACCAUUGACAUCUAGUGUGCAACAGGGCAAAGAAGAGGACUUUGGUGACUUUUUACAUGCCCCUUCAGAUUCAGGGUCUGUGGUUACCCAACCAGGACAAAUAGCUCAUGAGCCUAAAGUAGAGACACAAUUAUCAGAAGCUGAUGAUGAAAGCUUUGGAGAUUUCCUUGGAGGAAAUGAUGCCUCACAGAGUGAACAACAUCCUGAUAAGAUUCAAAUUGAAAUCCAUUCACAUUUAAAAUCAAAAGGAUCAUCAUUAGAGAACAUGAUGAUGCAGGCAACAGACCUCUCUGAAUCUAAGAAAGAGCGUAAACGAUUCAACCAAAAACCGUCACUCAAUGAAGUAAAAAGUUCUACAACUUUUGGGCCAAAGUCAGUAACCAGUUUCACAUCAAGUAACAAAUCUAGGUCAUGGCAACAUGAGAGUGAGGACCUGUCAACACUAUUUACCCUCCCCACUCCUGCCCAAAGUGGUGCAAUAGGACAGGGUGAUGUACAUGUAGGAGAAGCAGUACCUCAGCAACAGACUCCUAGACAGCUUCCAGCUUGGCUUCAGAAUGAGGCAUCAUUACCAGUAGUUUAUCACCAAGUACUUGAAGCAUCCAGCCAGGAGGGAGUUAUACAAACGAACCUUCUCUAUCCUAUUUUCCUUCUCUCUGGUCUUGACCGUUCAUUGCUUAGCCAUAUCUGGUCUGUUGUCAACUACACACUUCCUGGUCAGCUAGUGUCUCAAGAGCUUUACAUAGCAUUAGCUCUCAUUGCCCAAGCUCAGAGAGGUCAUGAAGUAUCUAUAUCAGCUCUGUGCAGUGUAUCAGAAGCACCAAUUCCACAACUCAAUCAAGUUGGACAACCACCUCAAUCACAAUCUACUCUACAACAACCAGGCAUUGCAUCUCAACAUCAACAAGAAACAGAUACUACUACUACUGCUGCUAAUGCUGGUACUGAUACUGCUGGUGCUGAUGUGGGUGAUGUUGCUGUUGAUGAUAACUUUGCUCCAUUCCAGGAAGCCUCCAGAUCUACAUCUUCUACUGCUCCUACAGUACCAGCCAUACUCCCUUCAAUUAGCAAAUUUGCAUCAAGUAGUAAUAAAUCAGGAAAUAAGACUGCAUCUACUACAUCAUCUCUUGUUAUACCACCCUCAUCAAGUUCAUCUAAAACCUCAUCAUCAGGAGCCUACAUGCAAGGUUAGUAUGGUAUACAUAAAGCUUUGUGUCCUUGGGGCAAUGGGUUUAGGCUGAGGGUUAUAUAUAACUUUGUUGAGUCUGUGUAAGAACUCCCUUGAUACUUUUACCCUUCACAUGUCCGUAAGAACGUCCUUAGCGCAAAUUGUUUUUCUAAGGGAGUUAUUGCACCGACAUGAAAAAUUAUUAUAUCAAUCCAGCUAUAUGUUAUUAUUAUUCUGAUUGAUUUGACUCUUAACCCUAACUUACCUGAGUUAUUUUGUGAGCGUCAAGUCGGGGGUGUGGGGGGUGGCUUUUAGGCAUCACAUGAUCGUGAAAAAAAAAUUGCACGAAGGUAGAUAAUGAUAAUAAUCUAUGCCAUUGCACAGGAAAAUUCCACAAAAUUCAUAUAUUUUUAAAAUGAAUGAAUUAUGCUAAUUUAUUCAUGAAAUCACACUUUUUGCUCUAACUUAACCCUAAAUAGACUGGGCUAUUUCAAUGCCUAAGAAGAGGGGGGGGGGUGGCUGAUUCACCCCCCCCCAUGAUCUCGGCUGUUGAUUGCGCGAAUGCGACAAAUAUUGGAACACGCGCUACCCAUGGCGUAAUCUACAAAACAGUCAGAUCAAAUUCUGCGAAAAUCUCAUUGCUAAUUGAUUAUGCUUAUUUAUGCGUAAAAUCAAAAGUUUGCUCUAAUUAAUUGAAUAAUGCCCCUAAAAUGCUAAUUUGUGGUUCACAGAUUCUUUAUAGGAAUCUGAUCAAAUGUACUUUAAAAGAAUUUCAACAUCACAUUUAUUUUCUUUGUAUUUUAGUGUUUUCUAAAUUUCGAAUGCAUUUAUUGUUUUUUUACUUUUUGUUUUUUAUUGUUUUUUUCAAUGGAAAAUGUCGGGGACUUUAUUUUGACUAUAAAAAAGUUGAAAUUAAUUGAUUUUAAUCAGAGAAAGGGAAAAUGAUACAUGAAUUUUGGCUAAAAACACUAUUUGGAUUGGAUUUGUACACAAAUUCACGUUUUUGAGCAAUUUGGGGUCUGCAUGCACUUGUGAAACGUUGCAAAAUUUCAGUACCGUGUACCCGGGGGUCACAAUUUUGGUCUCAAAAAUUGUGCGAGACUUGCCAGUAAAAAGUCUGCGAGAGACGCAGUAAAAAAAAUUUGCACGGCAGAUUUAUCGCGAAAAAUGCUGAGAGGGGUUGAAUCAGCCCCCCUGUCUUAUUAGGGUUAAAAUAUUGUUGUAGAGUACCUGCAAGAUUCCCUCAUGACUUAUAACUUGACAACUGUUAAUCAGUUGGACAUGAGGUGACAUGGUGAGGUCAAAGGUCAUUCAAGGUCAAAUGUUCAAGUUUACUGGCAAGACUCUUAACUAUACAAUUAACUUUACAACCAUGGCUCCCUUUUCUACUUUACUGGGGUCUUAGAUGCACUAUGGGAGCCUUUGUGUUGUAGUCCUGUCUGAGGUUUUCUGCUGAGGUCAGAUAUCAUUUGAGGUCAAAUGUUAAGAGUCUACGGGAAAGACUCUCUUAUAAAAAAAUCAUUUUGCAAGUGUUUCUUUUCUUUUCAAAUAAAUUUUUGUCAUAGAUGCACUUUGGAGACCCUCAUGUUAUAGUGGCAUCAGAUGUCAUAUGGUAUUGGCAAAAUUUCAAACUACCAGAACCCUUAAGCAUACAGAUUAAGUCAAUUCCAAUUGUAUUUUCCACCUGUCCAUUGUCUUAUUUGGUUGCCAUGGCAAUAGCUUGAAAUGUAAUUUAUACAUUUAGCAACCAAAAUAUCUUUGUUUAGCACUGUAAAAUUAGGGGAAAUUAAAGAUAAAUCAUAUUCUACAACGUUUUUUUAAUCAAAAUUUUUAUUUUUCUGGGGAAAAACAAGCCGUUGCCAUGGCAACGGACUAAUUGGAACUAUCUUGGUGAUCUUGAAUAUUUCUGAAUUUCAUAUGUAUUCAAUUGGGAGCCUGAAAAUUAUCAUUCUGGUCAUCUAUAUCAUGUUUAUUUACCAUUUACAUGGGAAUGUACAUGUAUGUUACUUUGGAGAAAUUAAUCCGUUGCCAUGGCAUUUAUAAAUUUACCUCCCAUCUUUAAAAUAAAUCUUACGGCAUAUACUAAUACUUGUGAAAGUUUCAUGCUUUAGUCAAAAUUUGCACAAUUAUUGUGAUUUUGGGAGCUUAUCCGCUCUACUAAUAUUGCUGUUUGGAUUCACAGAUUAUUGACAAGGGCUGUUUUGUCAUUGAAGGGCUUUUCAGUUUUUACAAGAGAUUCUCUGUGUUAUAGAAGGCGUCUGUGUAGUGAUUGCGAAAAUCCUCUGUCGAUUUAAUUUGUACCAUCCCUUUUCUAGAACAUCCUGUAGCUAUAUGAUUUUUUUAAAAUGAAGUCCUGAUUUUUAUUACUGAUACAUCCAGAUAUCAAACUCUGAACACAAGCGGUGGAGCAGAUGGUUAUCCUCUGUUCAUGAGGGGGAAAUACAUAUUGUUGCACCCACGCAAACACAAAAGAUAAUCCUCUGCUCUGCUGCCCUCAACCCUGACACAUUUCUUUUUGCCAAGAACUACAGUAAACUAUUCCUUGCACUGGGUAUUACCCCUGGGCCCCAUUGUAUAAGAAUUAUGAUUAUGGUAACUUUGCAAUACCUUAUGACCAUGGUAAUGAUGAUCAACAGCCAAUCAAAAUCAAGGAUUCCAUGCAAGUUACCGUUUGAUGGCAAAUUUACCAUAAUGGUAAGUUUUAUGCAACAGGGCCUUGAUAUGUGAGAGUUAACGCCUGACAUAUGUUCCCUAUUUGUUUGGCAUGGGUAGAGGAGAAUUGCUACAUCUUUGCCAAUUCUCCUGCCCCCUCAAGUGGGCGGAGCUCUCCUUUUAUCUGGGACCAGAACACGAUUUACGACAAGUUGACCACACGGUCAUAUGACUCGGCUUCCUCAAGUUCUCUUUCAGGUUUGUGAAGUUGAUCUAUUGUUUCAUGGUAGUCACCCGUUGGUCUUACAUCAUGCAUGAUUUAUUCCCUUGUACUUCUGUGGGAUCGUUUUUAUUGUUGCAUUCUAUACUCAACUUAUGUUUUAUGAGUCUUUAUACAAAUAGUUUACAUUUGUGAAAUAUAUUUCUUCACUGUGGUAGUAUUGAUAUUUCUCACUGGUUUCUAGCUAGCAUUUUGUAAGGUGUUAAGAAGAACAACCAAAUCUUGUUAUUUUGCUAUUGAUUAGUUUAGCUCGGAAUUAAGUCUCUAGAAAGAAAAAUGUUGAAAUAUUGUGCAUGUUGAUAUUGUUAUGUUGCUAUCCAUCACUUC